UUCCACCCAUCUUGGCAUCGCAGUAUAUAUGUGUGUUCGAGCGCACCACCACAAUCACGACACCGGCACCAAUCUGCCAUCCUCUCCAUCACGAAGAUGGCGUUCAUCAGCAAUGUCGCAGUGAAGGCGGCGGGCGUGGCCGCGCUGCUUGUGGUCGCAGUGGUGUCGCCUGCCGCGCGCGCGGCGGCGGUGGCGGUGGCGGGAGGGGCGCCGUCGGUUCCGGCGGGUCCGCUGGACAUCGCGCAGCUGGGCGCCAAGGGCGACGGCAAGUCGGACAGCACCCCGAUGAUCCUCAAGGCGUGGAAGAACGCGUGCGAGGCGACGGGGGUACAGAAGAUCGUCAUCCCGCCGGGCAACUACCUGACGGGCGGGCUGGAGCUGAAGGGCCCCUGCAAGUCCUCCAUCAUCAUCCGUCUCGACGGCAACCUGCUCGGCACCGGCGACCUCAGCGCGUACCAAAGGAACUGGAUCGAGAUCGAGAACGUCGAGAACCUGUCCAUCAACGGCCACGGCACCAUCGACGGGCAGGGAGCCCUGGUGUGGAGCAAGAACCAGUGCCAGCAUUCUUACAAUUGCAAGAUCCUCCCGAAUAGCUUGGUGCUGGAUUUUGUGACGAACGUCCAGAUCCGCGGCAUCACGCUGCUCAACAGCAAGUUCUUCCACCUCAACAUCUUCGAGUGCAAGAACGUGCUGAUCGACAAAGUGACGGUCAAGGCCCCCGGCGACAGCCCCAACACGGACGGCAUCCACAUCGGCGACUCCAGCAACGUGACCAUCAGCAGCACCACCAUCGGCGUCGGCGACGACUGCAUCUCCAUCGGCCCCGGGAGCAAGAUGAUCCGCAUCCAUGGCGUCAAGUGCGGCCCAGGCCACGGCAUCAGCGUCGGCAGCCUGGGGCGCUACAAGGACGAGAAGGACGUGGAAGACGUGCAGGUGACGGGGUGCACGAUCGCCGGCACCACGAACGGCCUGCGCAUCAAGUCGUACGAGGACUCCAAGUCGUCGCUCAAGGCCAGCAAGUUCCUGUACGAGGGCAUCACCAUGGACAAUGUCUCCUACCCCAUCAUCAUCGACCAGAAGUACUGCCCCAACAACAUCUGCGUCAAGUCCGGCGCCUCCAAGGUGGCCGUCAACGACGUCGUCUUCAAGAACAUCCACGGCACCUCCAACACGCCGGAGGCCAUCACGCUCAACUGCGCCAACAACCUGCCAUGCCAGGGCGUGCAGCUCGUCAACGUCGACAUCAAGUACAAUGGAUCCGGCAACAAGACCAUGGCCGUCUGCAAGAACGCCAUCGGCAAGUCCAUCGGCUUGGCAAAGGAGCUCGCCUGCAUCUGAACCAAUUGACUAACAUGCAUAUAUUAUAUACUAGGUAUAUGCCCGUGCAUUGCAACGGAAAACACUUGUGUAUACACAGGUCAUUUUUUAGUAAUGCUAUCAAGAAUCAACUCAUAAAUCAUAACAAAUGUCGAAGUCUAUCAUUUGAAACAACCAAAAUUUGACUCAAUGCCAUUAUUAAUCGAAAUAGACAAAUCCUAGGUUGAUAAUAUAGGAUAUGAUGAUGUACCAUGGCCUUCAUAGAACAAUUUUGUAUUGUAGGGUGAAAAAUUAUAAAAAGCUAUAUUCUAAGCAUAUUGAAAGGGAUGGUGAGUUGUGAUUAUCAAAAUUCAUGUUCAACUCAA
Molecule: messenger RNA, 1682 nt
Organism: Zea mays
Lineage: Eukaryota; Viridiplantae; Streptophyta; Magnoliopsida; Poales; Poaceae
Product: exopolygalacturonase-like
Exons: 2
Coding region: 97-1338 (413 amino acids)
Biological process (GO): carbohydrate metabolic process
Molecular function (GO): polygalacturonase activity
Source: RefSeq, a predicted model, not a curated record